AUGACGCAGCUUCCUUUGGCUUUUGAGCACGCAAACGCUCACAACUCGUGUCAGUUUCUUUUUCCUACGCGGAGAGGGGAUUACCUUGUUCAGGUUUCUUGGCCUCUUUGUUGGAGCGAGGAGCGGAUCCCGCCUGAGCAAGACGCUGGGAAAAGUGUCUCCACAAUCUAUGUCGUCGAUGGGAAUGCCUACUUCUUCACCGCUACGGAUAUUGUCCGCCGUCUAGAGUUUACAAACCAUACUAGAACUAUCAUUGUGGCUAUUGGAUAUCCCAACAAGACAUGCGUCUUUGACAAACGCAGAACUGGAGAUCUCACCAUUCCAUCGUCGGCUGGGACAUACGAUAUUCCACCUGGACCUGACGGAAAACCUAACCUGGGUCCGUUUGGAGGGGCAGACGAUUUUCUAGAUGUUAUCCGGAGCGAUAUUGCGCCCUAUGUCGAUGAGACUUUGUUCCCGGAUGCGCCGGUCAACUCAGGACCAAGGGCGCUCUUUGGGCAUUCUUACGGUGGACUGUUUACUCUGAAUGCGCUAUUCACAAAGCCAGAGGCGUUUGACACAUUUAUCGCUGCCAGUCCCUCCAUCUGGUUCAACCACGAAUGCAUCGUCCGAGAGCAAGAAGCCCGCUUCCACGAGCGCGAACCCCCCACGGGCAAAGCCCCGCGCCUGCUCGUCAUGUUCGGCGGCGCCGAGCAAACCCUGAUCCGCCAACCCGGCGACUCUGAUGAGACCUUCAAGCGCAAGCAAAAGUGGGCUGCGGCGAGGAGGAUGAAGGACAACGCGCUGGAGCUGGCGGCGAGGAUGGAGGAGUCGCCCAACGUGCGGGGGGUUUGGAGGUGGGAGUUUGAAGGGGAGGAUCAUGGGGGUGCUGCGCCUUGUGCGUUACAGAGGGGGCUUGUGAGGUUUUUGUUGGAUCAGAAGCUGGAUUUGUAG
Fusarium keratoplasticum is the source of this 933-nucleotide messenger RNA. RefSeq lists its product as uncharacterized. NCBI's taxonomy places the organism in Eukaryota, Fungi, Ascomycota, Sordariomycetes, Hypocreales, Nectriaceae. Bases 1 to 933 code for a protein of 310 amino acids. Gene Ontology annotation, molecular function: hydrolase activity, acting on ester bonds. The transcript is spliced from 2 exons. The record is from RefSeq and is a predicted model, not a curated record.